Micropterus salmoides (largemouth bass) is the source of this 3808-nucleotide messenger RNA. RefSeq names its product high affinity cGMP-specific 3',5'-cyclic phosphodiesterase 9A-like. Gene Ontology annotation, biological process: cGMP catabolic process. NCBI's taxonomy places the organism in Eukaryota, Metazoa, Chordata, Actinopteri, Centrarchiformes, Centrarchidae. Gene Ontology annotation, molecular function: 3',5'-cyclic-GMP phosphodiesterase activity. Bases 1780 to 2961 code for a protein of 393 amino acids. The record is from RefSeq and is a predicted model, not a curated record. The transcript is spliced from 12 exons.
UAAUAAUAACAACAACAACAACAACAAUAAUAAUACUUUUAUUUAUAUAGCUCUUAUCAAACAAAAGUACAAAGUGCUUCACAAAAGAUACACGGCAAAAAACACCAUCAUUAAAGAUGCAAUAUAAAAUACAUGUGUUCCUGAGCUUUUGGAGAAUUCAAAUAAGCUCUUAUCUUGACAGCAAAGGUACUGGGACGCUUAAACAUUACUUUUAUAACAUCCCAUCUGCUCCUUUGCAGCUGGAACAGCUUCCACUCUUCUAGGAAGGCUUUCUACAAGAUUUUUGUUCUGUUCAUCCAUGGAUAGGGUUGGGGUCAGGGCUUUGUGCACAGGGGCAUUGUCAUAUUGAAAGAGGAAAAGGCCAAACACAAACUGUCUAAAGUUGUAUGUUGUUGCAUCAAGAUUUCCCUGGUGUCCCGGUAUUUUUGUCCAUACAGUGUGCGUCCGAGUCAUUUCACUCAGUAAGGCAGGGCAAGUUUAUUUGUAUAGCAUUUCAACAACAAGGGCAACUCAAAGUGCUUUAAAUAAAACACAACAAAGGGAACCAUAUAAAAGACAUUGAAAUAGAUUUUUUAAAAGAGUUAAAUAGAAAAUAAAAACAGGAUAAAACAGGAAAUCUUCCUGAGCAAAAAAAGACUAUUUGAGCGCAGCCCAGGAGGGGAGAGACGAUGGGAGGACUCUCUGUCAGCUGCAGGUGCCUCUUUACAGAUUCAAGGUGUGCAUGUCAUUGUCAAGAGGUCUCAUUUUCAUUUCUGGAGCAGGCCAUGUCCCACCUGUAGCCCUGGGAUGACAACAAAAAUAAUUUAUUUUAUGGCUAACGGGAGGCUGGAGCGAGCAGAGUUUGGAGCCGACUGCUCUGCUGCAGAUGUCAAAGAUCUGUUCCGGGCGGCGGCGGAGGCAGGGCCUCACCACAUCCUGAAGAUGUACAAACCAAACGGCAGCUUGGUGAACAUCUCCCCCCGGCUGGAAGCCAACAGCAAGGACUCGUACUACCAGCUGGAGGUGGUGGCGUCGGAUCUUCAGAGUGAGCGACCUCUUCUGUGACACCUUGAUCCGACCUGAACAGCAGCACGUUUCUAAGAUGAAAAGUCUUUAUUUUAUGGAUUAAGUAUUUCUCCACAUGCAAGAAUUCUUUGAAACAGCAUUUAGGGCGAUAAAAUAAAUAAAUAAAUGUAAUGUGACAAAAUUAUAGUCUUUGAAAACACUUCUUAAGAGUGUUACAUUUCAUUGGUGGAUUUUAGGGGGAAAUGGUAUUUCUCUAAUUAUGAGGACAGCAGUUCCCAACCUGCAAGUCAGAAUUUCACAACGGGUCGAAGAUAAAUCUGAUUCAUGAUGAGACAGCACCUGUAUCUUAAGUCAAAAAGAUCUGCAGCAGCUCACAUGUUCAUCUAUACCUCGCCUCUACAGACAGAUGCUCAAAAGUUUCAAUCAUUUUGUUAAAUGUGGACCAAGACCUGCCCCUGAAAUCAACGUGAAAUCCCAUCCUGAAGGUCCUCUUAUCAAAAUGUAACUCGCCAUUAUUUCACCAGCUUAAACUCCCUAAGAAAAAGUGAAAACAGUACUUUUAAUUUUGACCUAUUAGUGAUAGUAUGAGGGUUUUCGGUGUUUUUUUGUCCAUGUGCAGGUGUGGGGAUGCCACCAGAGCUGGACCACAUGGACUACAGGUGAGUGUGUCCUGUAAAGGGGAUUUAUUGAUCAGGUCUGGGUGAGAAGGACUCACUGUUGAUUCCUGUCUCCGCCUUUAGGCUGCAUCAUCUGGAGAGCAAAGUCAUUGAAGACAUGAGGAAGACUCCGGACAUCAUCUGUGAGCUGAAAAGCCAAGUGGAGUCUUUCAAGAGGAAGCUGGAGAGUGUGGUGCACCUGAGCUGGAUGGGUCUAUUCAAGGAUGACAGCAAGCAGCAGCUCUCCAAGUUCUCCCCGAAGCCCAAAACGCCUCCGCUGAGCUCGCAGGAGGAACGCCAACAAGUCCGCAGGAAGUUCCUCAACAUGAGCUCGCUGCAGGUGACAGAAGAAGUGAGAGAGCAUCUGAAAACUCCCAUUUUUGACAACUGGCAGUGGGAGGAGGCGGAGAUGCUGGUGCUCCUCCAGGUGAUGUUCACCGACCUGGACUUCCUGACGGCGUUCCACAUCGAGAUGUACGUCCUGCAGAACUUCCUGUUUGAGGUCUACUGCCACUACAACAGCAUCCCCUUCCACAACUUCCAGCACUGCUUCUGCGUCACGCAGAUGAUGUACGGGCUGAUCUGGCUGACGGACCUCAGGAGUAAACUAUCAAGGAUCGACCUGUUCAUCAUGUUGACCUCGGCUCUGUGCCACGACCUCGACCACCCCGGUUACAACAACGUCUACCAGAUCAACGCUCAGACCGAUUUAGCUCUUCGCUACAACGAUAUUUCCCCCCUGGAGAAUCACCACUGUGCCGUCGCCUUCGGCAUCCUGUCCAAGCCGGAGUGCAACAUCCUGAAGAACCUGAGCUGUGAGCAGUACAAAUACAUCCGAAGAGGAAUGAUCAAAUGUAUUCUGGCCACGGACAUGGCGAGACACAACGAAAUUCUCAACAAGUUCAAAACCAUGCAGCCGGUGUUCGACUUCACCAACAAGGACCACAAGGAAGUGCUGAUGAAGAUUAUGGUGAAGGUGAGUGACAUCUCCAACGAGGCGAGGCCGAUGGCCGUGGCCGAGCCCUGGCUGGACUGUCUGCUGCAGGAGUUCUUCAACCAGAGUGACACGGAGAAACUCAAAGGACUUCCAGUGGCUCCUUUCAUGGACCGAGACAAAGUGUCCAAACCGUCCUCUCAGACCAACUUCAUCAGAUUUGUUCUCGUGCCUCUCUUCACCGAGCUCACCAAGCUCUUCCCCUGUCUGGAGCAACACAUUCUGGAGCCGGUGCGACGAGCCCUGGAUUAUUACUCCAACAUGGAGAGAGCCAGCAAGGAGGAGGAGGGGACGAGCAAAGCAUGAGGAGGAGGCGGAGGAGUAGUUUAAUACCCAGAUUAGUCUAAAACAGAUGUGUUAGCUGACAGAGCAUUAAAUUCAGCAGCAGUGUGUUAGAGGAAGUCAUGCAGCAGACCUGCAUCACGUCAUCAAACGCAGAGGCCACGUCCCCUUUAAAACUAACUGACACACAAAUCCAGAUCAGAUUUGAGGCGUAAAAGAUACCUGAAUAUUCCAAGAUUAGGUUAGAUAGUUUGCUUGAGCAGUUUGAUCCAGCUAGAUCUCGGCCUAUAGCUCAGCUCAGGUGUCAACAGGUUGGUUAUUUACAAACGAUACCUGGUGUUUCAGUCAGAUGUCCAGAUGAACCACAUCUGGCCCGUGUGUUGGGUCAUCGAUCCACUUGGACAGAGAAAGACUGAACGGGCAUGACGGCUUACUGACUUAAUGUUAAAGUGCAAGUUCAGGAUGUAAAAUAAUUAUUAGAAAUAUUUAUAAAACAUUUACCAUGAAAUUAAUGCAUUUAAACACAUCAACAGGAUCUUUGGUUUCUAGCCCCCAAAAAGGGGCGGGGCCAUGACGUUUUAUGAAGUACCCGUGUGUGCCGGUCUGACGUAUUGCAUCUGAAUCAUUUUAUAAACUGUUGAGUUUCUGAAUUUUGUAACUGGUCGAGUUUUAGUUAGUGUCGUUACGUAGUUUUUUUUUCUCCAGAUUUUCAACAACUCUGCCUCUAACUGGCUCGCUGCCUCUGCUGGAUAAGGUUAUGGUCAGCCGAUCAGAGGGGAGAAGCUGGUGAGAGCUGUUGAAACUGUGGCGGGUGUUGAGAUUUGGCUUUUUAAAGAGGAUGAGUACCAUUAAAAGAAGCCCAUGUGACGUU